This is a messenger RNA of Cimex lectularius (bed bug), 1513 nucleotides long. RefSeq lists its product as uncharacterized. The transcript is spliced from 9 exons. The record is from RefSeq and is a predicted model, not a curated record. Lineage: Eukaryota; Metazoa; Arthropoda; Insecta; Hemiptera; Cimicidae. The coding region runs from base 114 to 1466 and encodes 450 amino acids.
AAAAAUCAUGUGUAGAUGAAUUGACCUUAGUGAAAACUUUGUUUUAGUUAGUCUUUAGAUUUAGUUUCUUUAGAGUUAGUUUAGGUUUGUUAGUACUCAUAUUCGACAGCGAGAUGAAAUGGACGACCAUUGUGGACCACAGCCCGUACGAGAAGACGACAGAAGAGCUCAAGAAGAUGCGUCAACAGCGGCUUGCCCAGUUGGAGAAAGACGCGAAGAAGUUUCAGUUCAUGGAGGCUCCUCUGCGGCUGCACGGCAUGAUGCAACACUGCCAAGAGCUGGCUGACAUGUACGACCUAGAGAAGUGCGAACGGAUAUCAGGAGAAGACAAUUCAAUCGACACACUGACAACGCAGCCGACCGGAGCCGAGCCGUCAAAAUCUGAAGUGGAGGAGGAAGAGGUUAUCGAAGAUACGAUCUCGUCCGAGGAGAGCUACUACCAGAGUGAUUACUGGCGAGGCAAAGAAGACAAGAAACGCGACCUUUUCGAGAUGAACAUUUCGGUGGACGAGGAUGCAGAUCAUGACAAUUUCUGGGUCAUGGACUCGAUAAGCGACCUCCCUUUCGAGAAGGAGAUGCACCAUGAGGACAAUCUGUCUGAGAUCGAAGACUCCCAGGACGAUCUAGAGGUGCACGUCAGCGGCCUAGCCGAGGUGGAAGGGGACGACAGAAGGUGGAACCACAAGGUGUUCAACAAAUUCAGGAACAAGACGGACGAUGACGUGAGGCAGCAGUGGGAGAAGGACAAGAAGAGGACGAAGCCUUUGAACGUCAUCGACACUGACGAAGCGCUCGUUUAUGAGAUCGCCGAGGAGCUGUGCGAGUGGGCCAACAGCCAAGGGCUUCAGAGCCCAGUUCUGACAGUCGAGACGAUCUCGGACCUCUUCCGCUUCAAGUUCACCGACAACGUCGUCGUCGAGUCUAUGAUGAUCAACGUCCGACAGCUGCAGAGCGUACCGAGCAAGAUCGUCAAACACGCGCCUUCUGAGUCGACCCGCGCCGAGCUGUACAGGCAGAUAAUGUGGGACAAGAUCGAGCACGAUAGGCCUGAUCAGAAGAACGCCUUCUUCAGUAAAGUGUUGAAGAAGAAGCGAAUCAAGCCGGACCCGAUAAGGGAGUGGAUCGAGACGGACGCAAUUCCACAGGAGUUGCUCACCACAGAGACAUUCUUCAAGAACUUACUCGACUCUGACAUACUGGAGAAGUUUGUCGUCUGGCUCGUCGAGAAUCCAGAGUCUUAUCAGCCCAAGUACCUCAGAGACAUUGGCUACAUAGACAACGUCAAAACGAAAUACGGAGGUGUGAACAAAAUAAUGCUGGAGAAGAUGAACAGGAAAAACAGGGAACGCUUCCAGGCGUCGAAGUUCAUCAACCGAGAGGAUACUUUCCUCAGCACGAUCAAGAGGAUGAGCGAGAUCAGGCGGCUCAUACCACCUGGCUACAAAGGCUCGUCCGCUUCAUUCUGACCGGUCAACUACAAAUACAACGAUCAAAAAAUACACUCUUUUAUUUC